AUGCAUAGGGACCCAGCUGAAAUUGAGUACGCCUAUCACCCCCAGACUGAUGGGCAAUCGGAGAGGAUUAUUCAAAUGCUUGAAGAUAUGUUAAGAUCAUAUGCCCUUGAUUUUGGAGGAAAUUGGGAGGAGCAUCUGCCAUUGAAAAGCAUUCCUGAACCCUAUGAACAGUACCUUAACGCUUCUGAACCAACAAGAUGCGAGGAAGCGAACAAGGUUGGUUGUGCUACAUUCAUGCUUCAGGAUGAGGUUGAUCAAUGGUGGAAAACCAUGCAAAGGACCCAGCAAGAUCCUGAAGGGAAAGGUACGCCUGGUGUUACAUGGGUGCAAUUUAAGGAACUUUUCAAUACUAAAUAUUUUCCCUUAUGUAAGAAGUUGGAAAAAGGCCGGGAAUUUAUGAACCUAAAACAGACUGGGGACAUGUCCGUCACCCAGUAUGAAGAUAGUUUUACUCGGUUGAUCAAGUAUAUGCCCAUUUACAAUUUGGAUGAGGCAAAGGCCCAGAAAUUUCUUAGUGGACUGAAGUUGGAAAUUCAGCUGGCAUUGAGCUCUUUGGGAGCCCGCACAUAUGUUGAAGUGGUCCUACAAGCCCUAACUGUGGAAAGCAACCUCCACCGAAUGAACACCUUGAAAACAGAAUUUCGGGAACCUAAGGACAAGAAACAUGGGAAAAAGCAUGAUCUUGGGGUUCGAGGAGAAAAUUUCAAACACAAAGAGAACUGUCCCAGAUGUCAAAAGUUCCAUCCCGGGAAACCUUGUGAUCGAGGGAAUCAAAAAUGUUAUACUUGUGGAGGAAAGGACCACAUGUCUCGGGAUUGCCCCAAAGGACCCGUGUGA
This is a messenger RNA of Diospyros lotus (date-plum), 837 nucleotides long. RefSeq lists its product as uncharacterized. The transcript is spliced from 3 exons. Gene Ontology annotation, molecular function: zinc ion binding; nucleic acid binding. The record is from RefSeq and is a predicted model, not a curated record. NCBI's taxonomy places the organism in Eukaryota, Viridiplantae, Streptophyta, Magnoliopsida, Ericales, Ebenaceae. Bases 1 to 837 code for a protein of 278 amino acids.